GCCAAAUGGGCGUUAGAUUCACAAGAGACGUUUGCCCUGCUUUCUGGCGUACUAGCCGUCAUUCAUCCGUCGCAGUUUCAUCAAGGCGUCGCUUGCAUGCGCGCUCUGGAGCAUGAGAGCGCCCAUCCAGAGCUUAUUACCGACUGGGCUUGCGUUUUCAAUGCCCUUUCUAUUUUGGUUAACAGAGAAGCUAUAUUUCACCGUGACGGCGGCGGGUAUUACGAAUGGUAUGAUCUCCUUGCAUCGAUUGGCCGAUACUGUGGGGGUCAAUUAUCUUUCCCGGGCCUGGGAAUCGACCUCGACUAUCGGCCUGGUUCAGUUGUCCCUUUUUGCGGCAAUGCCCUCCGCCACGGCGCCCCUCCAUCAAUGGGCGACAGAGUUUGCCUGGCAUUUUACAUGCGAAAGUCUGUACAUGUACAUACACAAACCAAUGUGGCCGACUGGUCCUAUACCAGUGUUAGCUGA
Molecule: messenger RNA, 465 nt
Organism: Coniophora puteana RWD-64-598 SS2
Lineage: Eukaryota; Fungi; Basidiomycota; Agaricomycetes; Boletales; Coniophoraceae
Exons: 1
Source: RefSeq, a predicted model, not a curated record